ACGCAAUUGGAUCUACUGAGUACGUUAAUUUUGGUAUGUUAAGCGUUAGUAAGACCAAGACGGCUGUAACGACGACCUCUUAAUAAACCAUUCACACAUUCGACUUCACGACAGGAAUAACCAUCGUCUGAGAGGUUCAGCGCGGUCCAACGAAAUCGACCCCCCACGUCGACGAGAAGGUGAUGGAAAAUCCCGAGAGAGUCGACUACGACAGCAAUGGGGUAACGGGGAAUCCUGCAGAAAAGGCAGAGGGCGGAGAGAUGGAUAAUCCUCCGAAGAACGAUACUGAAGGCGGUACGAUCCUCGACGUGGAGCUGUUCAAGAUUAUCGGGGUUUACCAGCUGCUGCGCCCCGACGAGUUCGGCCUGAACGCUCGCCUGUGCCGGACGACUGCGAUUGUAGUCGUGUGUCUCACGCUCGGGCUGCAGUCGAUGCAAGUGUGCCGACUGUACCUGGCCAGACAUGAUCUACAGAUGUUCGCCAACGUAGGGGUGAUGAUCAUCAAUGGGCUAAUGUGCCUGCUCAAGGGCUACAUGGUAGCAGCCAACGCGGACCGGAUGAGCGCCACGCUGAAUGCAGCCCGGUACGCGUUCACCGGUUGCGGUAACCGCGACCAGUCCAAGCUACGCCUGUGCCGGGCCAGGCUAUCCACAAUACUCCGGACUUUCGUCCGGCUCAGCUUCGGCACUCUGAUCGUGUGGGUGGUAAUGCCGUGGUUCAUGGCGUCCGAGUACGACGACACGCCCUCCAUCUGGGCGACGGUGUACGUCAUCGAGUCCAUCAUACUGACGGUCAACGUGUUUUGCUGGACGUCGUUCGACUGUUACCUGGUCACCAUGUGUUUUGUGUUGGAGGCCCUGUUCUGCACCAUGUCUACUGGUUACGAGACCCUCGGCCGUCACCGGGCGGCCGCCAAAUCAUCGGCUGGCCAACAGUUGGCCAUCGCGGGCACGAUAAGCGACGUAUCGAUAUCGGAUGUCAACUAUGACGAUUUGACAAGUCACAUUCUUGACAAUCAAAAUAUAAUCGAACAGUACGAUGAAUUUUUCGAUGUCGUUCGUCCUAUGGUUCUGGUUCAAAUAGCCAAUGGAAUGUAUUCAAUAAUCACUCUGAUAUUUCUCACUUUGCUGACGUAUCUCAGUGGUUAUUCGAUCGUAUCAGCGCCAUUUUUGAAAUUUGUCUGCGGACUAGCUUCGCUCACCAUUGAACUGUAUAUUUAUUGUUACGGGUUCAACCACAUUGAAGAUGGGAAAUCCACGGUGAAUUUUGGACUGUACAGCAGCAAUUGGACGGAGAUGGAUUUGAAAUUUAAAAACACUCUGUUGAUGGCUAUGAUCAUGAACUCUGCUCACAAGCGAGUGAUGAAAGUGUCGCCAAAUUCCAUCGUAAAUCUGGAAAUGUUCACCGGGGUGAUGAACAUGUCGUACUCGAUAGUAUCCGUGUUACUAAAUUAAGAGAACACAUCUAAUAAGUACCUACCUUUCUGGCGAAAACAUUUUGCAUUAAAACGGAUGAAUAUUAUUUGUUCCACAGUUGGUAGGUACCUAGUACCUCUAUGAAUGCUUUAGCUUUAGCUUACUUAAGCGUAUUAUAAAAUAAAUAUUGGAGUGAAUGUUUUAUGGGUUUGUAUAAUUUAUGAACUAAUAUCUAUAGCAUAUAAUAGAAAAGCUAAUAAAUUUAAAAAAUGUUCUUAAUUGGCAUUUACAAGAUUAAACUAUGUACCCAAAGUAGUGCAUAUUUUAUUAUAAAGAUCUUAAUUUGUAUACUUGUUAUUACAAUAUUUAUAUUGAUAUUUUGCACUUCAUACAAAUCUUAUAAAUACUUGUUGCUUCUUGAUAAUUACAAUUAAGUAGGUAUCUAUUUUAUAAAUCUAGAUUCUACGCAUUAUGUCUUAUAUCAUUUAAGUUUUAAAAUAUUUUCAAACAUGUAGGAAAUUAAUCUUCAUACAUUACAAACAUAAUAUUGUCAUAUCUACUGAUCACUAAUAAGGAAUUAUAACUAAGUAGAUACAUUAAAAUCAGGUUUUAUUAUAGUAGUGCUGUGCAAAAUAACUCUAUUAUUAACUGACGAUUAACAUCUAUAAUAUUAUUUAAAACUGAACAAUUAAAUUUAAUAAAUAUUAAUUCGCUAUGUAUGUUUAUACAUGGUUUUAUUAACUAUGAAGUUUAUUUUUAGUUAUUAUUACAUGUGUAUAAUAUGUUACCUAUACUGAAUAUUUACAAAUUCAACGAAUCAAUGUUUUUUUGGAAUUUUAAAUUUAAAAAAACGAUUGAUCGAACUUAUAUUUUUGUGCUCUUAUGAGGCAUACAUUAUAUGAAAAAUUAUUGUUACAUAAUAUUACGCCAUUGCUAAAUGUUGUAUACAUCUUAGUCUUAUCACUAGGGUUCGGGACUUAUUGCACUUAAAAUUAUCAAAAUAUGCAGUCCAAAUCGUCAAAAUAUGCUUUAAAAUAUGCAGCUAAUUUUUAUUUUAUUUUUAA
Messenger RNA from Myzus persicae (green peach aphid), 2479 nucleotides. Its product is annotated as odorant receptor 22c-like. The transcript has 6 exons. Gene Ontology annotation, molecular function: odorant binding; olfactory receptor activity. Gene Ontology annotation, cellular component: plasma membrane. Lineage: Eukaryota; Metazoa; Arthropoda; Insecta; Hemiptera; Aphididae. Gene Ontology annotation, biological process: detection of chemical stimulus involved in sensory perception of smell; sensory perception of smell. The coding region runs from base 183 to 1454 and encodes 423 amino acids. The record is from RefSeq and is a predicted model, not a curated record.